Dibothriocephalus latus is the source of this 555-nucleotide messenger RNA. The record is from the annotation of a GenBank genome assembly. NCBI's taxonomy places the organism in Eukaryota, Metazoa, Platyhelminthes, Cestoda, Diphyllobothriidea, Diphyllobothriidae.
UGGCUGAAACGCGUGGAACCGCAUGAAUUAGAAGCCUACAAGAAACUUGGCAAGUCCCUUGUACCACUGCCUACGCCGCGCGAGUCUGAGGCCAACGAACUCUAUGUUACGCUCGAAAGAUGGGUCGAGGCCUCGGUCUUUACGGAACGCACCACUCAGCACCACCAGGCUCAGGUGACACUAGCAAUGAAGGAUGAGAAAGACGCAAGAGAGCAGGUAUUCAUGUCGCGUCUGCAACUAAAUGCCCCGGUCAGCAGCGAACGACAUGGUGGCAAGUACGUUGUCAUGACAAUGAGUCGUGCCAACCUCAAAUCUAUCGAAUAUGGCGUUGUCUACGUGAAGGUCAUUCCCAAGCCCUUCAUUACUUCCACCCACAACGUCAUCGUCUACUUUGUCGUCCCGAUCGGAUUCAUCAUUUUGGCCAUAUGCGGUUUGGUCUACUUUCUGCUAUGCCGCCGGAGUCGAGUCGCGCGAGACUCCGCAGACCAAGCAGCACCGGCAGCACACAGUUUUGGUAACUCCUCCUUCUUCUCCCAAGGUGGCAGCAGCUCCGGC